This is a messenger RNA of Mycena indigotica, 1296 nucleotides long. Its product is annotated as DNA-3-methyladenine glycosidase. The transcript is spliced from 7 exons. The coding region runs from base 1 to 1296 and encodes 431 amino acids. The record is from RefSeq and is a predicted model, not a curated record. Gene Ontology annotation, cellular component: protein-DNA complex; nucleus. Gene Ontology annotation, molecular function: DNA-7-methylguanine glycosylase activity; DNA-3-methyladenine glycosylase activity; alkylated DNA binding. Gene Ontology annotation, biological process: DNA alkylation repair; base-excision repair, AP site formation; base-excision repair. NCBI's taxonomy places the organism in Eukaryota, Fungi, Basidiomycota, Agaricomycetes, Agaricales, Mycenaceae.
AUGCUUUCACGCGCCGCCUUGCUUAUAACCACCAUGCCUGCGACGCGCUCCUCUUCGAGACUCAAGCGCCCACUAAGCACGACACCAGAGCCGCCUACACCCAAAAAGUCCAAGCUCUCUCCUACUAGUAGUACGACUUCGUCCGCCGUUGGCGCGGCGGUUCCGCCGAUCUCGGUUGACUCAGGCUUGGACUCCAUUCCUGCUGAUGCAGUCUUGACUUUCUCUUUCAACGACGCAAAAAAUCAUUUAAUUACUGCGGAUGGUCGGUUUGCCGACGUUUUUGCACGUCUGCCUUGUAGACCAUUCGAGGAGCUUGAACAACUCCACCCUUUCCGUGCUCUGUCAAGUGCUAUACUGGCCCAACAAAUAUCCACACUUGCGGCACGGUCCAUUAAGCAUCGCUUUAUCCGUUUGUAUGACCGCGAAAUACCGGAAACUUAUGCAGAGUACACUGGAUCCUUCUUCCCUACUCCUCAACAGGUGGCGCAAACUCCAUUAACCACCCUGCGCACGGCCGGGUUGAGUCAACGCAAGGCUGAAUACAUCCAUGAUUUAGCCUCUCGGUUCGAAGACGGCCGACUGUCGACGUUGAAACUUGUUCAAAGCAGCGAUGAGGAAUUGACAGAACUUCUUAUAGCAGUGCGAGGAAUUGGGCAGGUGUGUGUCCAACUUCAAUUUCUUUACUUUAUUGACGAUGAAACAGUGGACAGGCCAGUCUUUUGUGCAGCAGCGAAAAUUUUGAAUAAACUUCAGACGCAGUGGACAUGUUUGCUCUAUUCUCACUUCGGCGACCAGACAUUCUGCCAGUCGGUCAGCGAUCUUGGUGUCCAGCGUGGACUUGUUCGAUGGUUUCUCGCUCAGCACUUGCCAUCUUAUGCAUUCUCCGUAUCCCCCCAGAAAAAUGAUUCGGCAUCACCGAAGAAAAGAAGCAAAAAGGCUCAAAAAGACUCUGAUGACGAGCUCCCGGCUUUGAACAGUCAAACUGAAGACCAUAAUGCUCGACCAUCGACACCUCCACCACCAGAAGACAGUGGAAGUGGGGCUGUCCCUCUACCACCAACAUUUACACCCUCGAUCCAGAGGACUUUGAAGAAGACUUUCAUUGAAAAGCCACCGCCGCCACCUCUUCCAGCGGGUCUCACCGUUUCAGAACUCAGGAGUCGUCUCGAUGGCAAGAAGAAAGUCAAAGGCGCUUUUCUUUCUCCUGAGCAUAUGGAGCAGUUGACGAACCCAUGGCGGCCAUAUCGUAGCUUAGGCGUCUUUUAUAUGUGGGCAUUGGCGGAUGCUGAGACGUAA